CUUGUGUAAGGCCGGAGAGGCGGUCACUAAAGCGGUGAAAAUCCUAGGAGAUAAGCUGACCUAGAAUCAUUGGCUUCGCUUAUCUGGUCGAAGCCCAGGAAAUUCACCGCCCUGGUCCCACGUCUCCUCCUAUGACACGCCCUGGAUUCCCAACGCUCUUCGGCUAGUUAUCGCAGGACCCCGCCCUGCAGCGCGCCAGUCACUCAACCGACCUCACUUUUCAAAGCCCGAUCCCUUGCUACCAUCCAGUUGAGUGUCAUCGACAUUUACCCAACCGGUCAGCGAGAUUCCGUGGCAGCGAGGAUCCGUUACUGAGACGAAUAUCUUCUUGGUGCCAUCCUGCAGCCGGCUCUACCUUCGUUUCUCUCCUGAAACUCUGCGAUUGCCACACCUAUUUCGUGAUGAGCCACAGAGACUGCCAUACUUGCGCGGCGUUCGGUCGCCCCUGCGAUCGACAAAGACCACAGUGCACGAGAUGCUUGGGACAGGGGAAGCACUGCGGUGGAUACCCCACUGCAUUGUCGUGGGAUGCGAACAGAACAUGGCUCAACGAUAUGCGACGCAGAGGAGGCGCACUGCAGUCACCCGGACAGCAGGCACCGAAGGAGCGUCAAUUUACUUUUGUGAUGGGCCCGUCGAGAAAACGAAGAAAGCCUGCCAACCGAAAUGACUCUAAGGGGCAAUGUCGCAUUCAAGAUAUCACCCAGGACAAAUCUUCAGCAGCAUUGCCCGAGGCUCCGUCCACACUGUCAGCUGGUCAACCCACCCUUUUGGGUGAAGAUCACAACGGCCUCCUUGAUAACUUUGGCUCUGUGGACGAUACCCCGGUCGAGUCGUUUUUGCUAAACUCGGAGAUCUCGGACGACGCCCAGCUCAAUGACCUGCUAGACGCGGUAGAAAACUUCGACCAAGCUGUAAUUGGGGGUCCUGCACAGGACCCAGGCAUAAAUGCAAUAUAUGAAACCGAGAAUGCUCCUCAUUUUCAAUCCUUUUCCCUCCAUGAGGACUUCAUUGCACCUCCUCUCGAAAAAGAACUAUCCGCAUACGAAAACCAAGAGGCACGAUUGCCGGAUCCUAUCUUCACGGACAAGCCGUGCGUAACCGCACCCCUAAGGCCUCUGCCUGGCAUGAUCCACCAGCACGAGGAUCUCUUGACGAUGUACAACACAUCGUUUUGCAUUCUUCCAUUGACGGCGGAUAUGAAUCUCAAUCCCUUCCGCAUCCGCCAACGUGAUAAUCUACCUUCCCCCAGCUUCGUAGCGCAUGCAGUUCUGGCAUUGAGCUGCCAGCACUUGAACCACUUGACGGGAGGGUGGGCGACGAAAGCGGUGGAGCACCGAUCCAAAGCAGAUCUGAUGCUCGCGGCUGCCCUCUCAGGUCGAGAAUAUCCUAACUCGCUCGGAGAUAUCUUGGACGCCAUUUUGAUCAUGAUCACUCAAGAUUGUGCACUUUCGGCCUUAGGGACAUGGAACGUUCAUCUGCGUCGUGCUCUCGAAGCACUCAACGCCGCUGGGGCCGUCGCAGCUCUUGACGACACCAGGGUUCAAUCACAAGUCGCCAUGCUCGUCUGGUGGGACGCUACCCUUGCAUUAGUCUCUCGGCAUGGUUGCAUGUUCGAUAUGGCCUAUGUGAAUCGUCUGCUCGAGGAGGAGAAGCACAACAAAUGGUCUUUCUACGACAUCACAGGUUGCCCAGGGGAGAUGGUCAGGUGCCUUGUCGAGCUAGCAUGUUUGGCAAAACAAGCUGAAAUCGGGGCUUCAUACACUUGGCUGACAUUUGAUACUGGCCCCGUCAGCAUCAUCGAGGAACGGCUGAAUUCAAUGAAGCCCGACACGUUCGGCGAUAGCGACACUAUCAUCACUGACGAUGGAGCUACAGAAAAUGAAGAGGAAGAGGUGUUCCACGCCCACCAAGACCAAUUGCAAUGUAUCGAAGCGUGGCGCCUUGCCCUGCUUCUGUACAUACAGAGAGUCUUUAUGUGGGAUCGUAUGGGUUCUCGACCUCCAAAGGUGCGCCUACUUGUUAGGUCUCUGCUAAACUGUGUAUCGUCCUGCCGACGGACAUCUCAAACCCAGAAGCAAAUGCUCUUGCCUGUAUUUCUUGCGGGAAGCGAAUGCUUUGAUGAAGCUAUGCGUCAGGUCGCUCGUGGCUAUUGUGAUUGGUGGGUGCACCGAUCCCAUUAUUACAUGUUCGACUCAGUUUCGACUCUUCUGGAUGAAGUGUGGGCAGGUAUGAGCGAUCAAGCGUCGAAUGUCUGGUGGGGCGGCGUGAUUGAUGAGAAGACGAAGAAAGGGACUCAAGCGGAAACUGGUGCUCAAUUCUUGUUCGGAUGAGAUACUCUCCACAGUAGGAACAUCCAAUUCUCAGCUUCCUCGAAUUGUAUCGGCACAAUUGGAUUUCGUAGAAUACCAGCAAAACCCAUCAAUCGCCUCUGUGUCCG
Molecule: messenger RNA, 2440 nt
Organism: Exophiala oligosperma
Lineage: Eukaryota; Fungi; Ascomycota; Eurotiomycetes; Chaetothyriales; Herpotrichiellaceae
Exons: 6
Coding region: 402-2333 (643 amino acids)
Biological process (GO): positive regulation of transcription by RNA polymerase II
Cellular component (GO): nucleus
Molecular function (GO): DNA-binding transcription factor activity, RNA polymerase II-specific; transcription cis-regulatory region binding; zinc ion binding
Source: RefSeq, a predicted model, not a curated record